AUGGCGGGCGGCAGCAAGGCCGCGGCCGCUGUAGCCGUGGUCUUGGCCUUCCUACUCUUCGUCGUCGCCUCGUCAGCAGCCGCCGCCGCACCCGACAUGUCCAUCGUCUCGUACAACUCGGCGCACGCCGUCUGUGGGCUGGAGCGGACGGAGGCCGAGGUGCGCGCGAUGUACGACCACUGGCUGGCGCGGCACGGCCGCUCGUACAAUGCGCUCGGCGAGUACGACCGCCGGUUCCAGGCGUUCUGGGACAACCUCAGGCUCGUCGACGCCCACAACGCCGACGCCGACGCCCACGGGUUCCGCCUCGGGAUGAACCGCUUCGCCGACCUCACCAACGACGAAUUCCGCGCCGUCUAG
This is a messenger RNA of Triticum turgidum subsp. durum (durum wheat), 360 nucleotides long. NCBI's taxonomy places the organism in Eukaryota, Viridiplantae, Streptophyta, Magnoliopsida, Poales, Poaceae. The record is from the annotation of a GenBank genome assembly.